AUGUCUUUUUUUUUUUUUCUUUUCAUUCUUUACCUAAAAGUCAACUUCAAUCUAUCGAUCAACCCAGCUUCAGUCUAUCGAUCAACCCAGAUUCAGUCUAUCGAUCAACCCAGCUCCAGUCUAUCGAUCGACUCAGCUUCAGUCUAUCUAUUAACUCAGCUUCAGUCUAUCGAUCAACCCAGCUUCAGUCUAUCGAUCAACUCAGUUUCAGUCUAUCGAUCAACCCAGCUUCAAUCUAUCGAUCGACUCAGCUUCAGUCUAUCUAUUAACUCAGCUUCAAUCUAUCCAUCGACUCAGCUUCAGUCUAUCGAUCAACUCAGCUUCAAUCUAUCUAUUAACUCAGCUUCAGUUUUUAGCUAUCUAUCGAUUAAAUCAGCUUCAGUCGAUCGAUUAAAUCAGAUUCAGUCGAUCGAUCGACCCAGAUUCAGUCUAUCGAUCACCCAACUUCAGUCUAUCGAUCGACUCAGCUUCAGUCUAUCUAUUUGCUUCAAUCUAUCCAUCGCCCAGCUUCACUUCAAUCUAUCCAUCGCCUCAGCUUCAGUCUAUCGAUCAACCCAGCUUCAGUCUAUCGAUCAACUCAGUUUCAGUCUAUUGAUCAACCCAGCUUCAGUCUAUCGAUCGACUCAGCUUCAGUCUAUCGAUCAACCCAGCUUCAGUCUAUCGAUCAACCCAGCUUCAGUCUAUCGAUCAACCCAUCGCAACCAGUCUAUCGAUCAACCCAGCUUCAGUCUAUCGAUCGACCCAGCUUCAGUCUAUCGAUCAACCCAGCUUAACUCAGUUUCAGUUCAAUCUAUCCAUCGCCUCAGCUUCAGUCUCAUCGAUCCAACCCAGCUUCAAUCAAUCGAUCAACUAUUAACCAGCUUUUCAUCCAUCGAUCGAUCAACAACUCAGCUUCAAUCUAUCGAUCAACCCAGCUUCAGUCUAUCGAUCAACCCAGCUUCAGUCUAUCGAUCAACCCAGCUUCAGUCUAUCGAUCAACCCAGCUUCAGUCUAUCGAUCAACCCAGCUUCAGUCUAUCCAUCGACUCAGCUUCAGUCUAUCUAUCAACUCAGCUUCAAUCUUCAAUCUAUCCAUCGACUCAGCUUCAUUCAGCUAUCGACUCAGAUUAAGUCUAUCGAUCUCAGCUUCAGUCUAUCCAUCGACUCAGAUUCAGUCUAUCGAUCAACUCAGUUUCAGUCUAUCGAUCAACCCAGCUUCAAUCUAUCGAUCAACUCAGUUUUCAGUCUAUCGAUCAACCCAGCUUCAGUCUAUCGAUCAACUCAGUUUCAGUCUAUCGAUCAACCCAGCUUCAGUCUAUCGAUCAACUCAGUUUCAGUCUAUCGAUUAACUUCAAUCUUCAAGCUUCAGUCUAUCCAUCGACUCAGCUUCAUCUAUCCAUCGACUCGCUUCAGUCUAUCGAUCAACUCAGCUUCAAUCUAUCUAUUAACUCAGCUUCAGUUUAGCUAUCGACUCAGCUUCACUUCAGUUCAGCUAUCGACUCAGAUUCAGUCUAUCGAUCAACCCAGCUUCAGUCUAUCGAUCAACCCAGAUUCAGUCUAUCGAUCAACUCAGUUUCAGUCUAUCGAUCAACCCAGCUUCAGUCUAUCGAUCAACUCAGUUUCAGUCUAUCGAUCAACCCAGCUUCAGUCUAUCGAUCAACUCAGCUUCAGUCUAUCUAUUAACUCAGCUUCAAUCUAUUCAUCGACUCAGCUUCAUUUUAUAUCGAUCAACUCAGCUUCAAUCUAUCUAUUAACUCAGCUUCAGUUUAGCUAUCGACUCAGCUUCAGUCUAUCGAUUAAAUCAGCUUCAGUCGAGCGAUCGACUCAGCUACAGUCUAUCGAUUUAAUCAGCUUCAGUUCAGCUAUCGACAGAUUCAGUCUAUCGAUCAACUUAGCUUCAGUCUAUCGAUCAACCCAGAUUCAGUCUAUCGAUCAACUCAGUUUCAGUCUAUCGAUCAACCCAGCUUCAGUCUAUCGAUCAACCCAGAUUCAGUCUAUCGAUCAACUCAGUUUCAGUCUAUCGAUCAACCCAGCUUCAGUCUAUCGAUCAACUCAGUUUCAGUCUAUCGAUCAACCCAGCUUCAAUCUAUCGAUCAACCCAUCUUCAUUUCAGUCUAUCGAUCAACCCAGCUUCAGUCUAUCGAUCGACUCAGCUUCAGUCUAUCUAUUAACUCAGCUUCAAUCUAUCCAUCGACUCAGCUUCAGUCUAUCGAUCAACUCAGCUUCAAUCUAUCUAUUAACUCAGCUUCAGUUUAGCUAUCGACUCAGCUUCAGUCUAUCGAUUAAAUCAGCUUCAGUCGAGGGAUCGACUCAGCUUCAGUCUAUCGAUUUAAUCAGCUUCAGUUCAGCUAUCGACUCAGAUUCAGUCUAUCGAUCAACCCAGCUUCAGUCUAUCGAUCAACCCAGAUUCAGUCUAUCGAUCAACUCAGUUUCAGUCUAUCGAUCAACCCAGCUUCAGUCUAUCGAUCAACUCAGUUUCAGUCUAUCGAUCAACCCAGCUUCAAUCUAUCCAUCGACUCAGCUUCAGUCUAUCGAUCAACUCGGCUUCAAUCUAUCUAUUAACUCAGCUUCAAUCUAUCCAUCGACUCAGCUUCAGUCUAUCGAUCAACCCAGCUUCAGUCUAUCGAUCAACUCAGUUUCAGUCUAUCGAUCAACCCAGCUUCAAUCUAUCGAUCAACCCAGCUUCAGUCUAUCGAUCAACCCAGAUUCAGUCUAUCGAUCAACCCAGCUUCAGUCUAUCGAUCGACUCAGCUUCAGUCUAUCUAUUAACUCAGCUUCAAUCUAUCCAUCGACUCAGCUUCAGUCUAUCGAUCAACUCAGCUUCAAUCUAUCUAUUAACUCAGCUUCAGUUUAG
Messenger RNA from Acanthosepion pharaonis, 2832 nucleotides. The record is from the annotation of a GenBank genome assembly. Lineage: Eukaryota; Metazoa; Mollusca; Cephalopoda; Sepiida; Sepiidae.